AUGGCGCCACCACCUCUCUCCCGCGGAUUGAAGAGAAAAGCCAAGAAGCAGCAAAUUCAACAGCAAGACGCAGAGCUCGAGCGCUUCGAUUCGCUCCCAUGGAACCCCUCUCUCCCCAACGAUGACAACGCCUUCACUCAACUGGUCGGCAACAACGAGCUCGAAGGAGGUUUCCUAAUGCUUGAGGAGAUUGAUGAGGCCGCAUAUGGGUUUCAAAUUCCUGAACCACAAGUAGCAAAUAGGAAUAGCAAGGAACACUGUAAGCAAAGUGAAAAGUCCAAGAAGCGGAAGCGCAGCAGCGGAGUUAAUGGGGGUGCUGGCGAUGGGGUUGAGGCGGAUGGAAAAGAGAGAUUGGGCAAGGAUGAUAACGAGCUAAACAAAAAGAAGAAAAAGAAACAGAAAAAGAAAAAGAAGCCCGACGAAGCUCAGAGAAUUGAGAAUGUUGAUGGAAAUGGUGACAAUGAGGUUGAAGACAAAAGUAAGGAUGAGGAUGUGAAAUCUAAGGAGAACAAGAAAAAGAAGAGCAAGGCCAAGAAGACCCUGGAAAAUGUGGAGAGUACAGUUGAUGACGAUAGCAAAGGAAAAAAAGAAAUUGACGAAGAGAGUUUCGAUGAAGAUGAGUAUUAUGCAUGGCAUGAGUUGAGACUCCAUCAUCUGAUCAUGAGAUCAAUAUAUAGGCUUGGGUUCAAGAACCCAACGCCAAUACAGAAAGCUUGUAUUCCUGCUGCUGCUCAUCAAGGGAAGGAUGUUGUUGGUGCUGCCGAAACAGGGUCUGGAAAGACCCUUGCUUUUGGUUUGCCCAUUUUGCAACGCUUAUUGGAUGAAAAGGAAAAGGCUGUAAAGAUGUUUGAUGAAAAGGGGGUGGAAGCAGAGAAGUUUGCUCCAAAAGGUCUUCUACGGGCCCUUAUCAUUACUCCCACAAGAGAACUUGCACUUCAGGUCUCUGAUCAUCUAAAGGCAGUUGCCAAGGAUACUGAUAUUAGAGUGGUUCCAAUAGUUGGAGGGAUGUCAAUGGAAAAGCAGGAGAGACUUCUAAAGGGUAGACCUGAGAUUGUUGUUGGGACUCCGGGGAGAUUAUGGGAACUUAUGUCUGGUGGAGAAAAGCAUCUCGUCGAGUUACAUUCGUUGUCUUUUUUUGUGCUGGACGAGGCUGAUCGAAUGAUAGAAAAUGGUCAUUUUCAUGAAAUGCAGUCAAUAAUUGACAUGCUUCCAGUGAGGAAUACAUCAACUGAAUCUCAUUCUGAAAAUGCACAAAAUUCUGUUGCGAUCUCCAACUUCCAGAGGAAGAAAAGACAAACAUUUGUUUUCUCUGCUACUAUAGCACUUUCUCCUGAUUUCCGUAAGAAGUUAAAGCGUAGUUCACAAAAACCCAACCAAUCAAUGUCUGAUGGGGUGAAUUCUAUAGAAGCUCUAAGUGAGCGAGCAGGGAUGAGAGACAAUGUUGCCAUCAUUGAUCUGACAAAUACAUCCAUUUUGGCAAAUAAGCUUGUGGAGUCAUUCAUUGAAUGCAAGGAAGAAGAUAAAGACGCCUACCUGUAUUAUAUUUUAAGUGUUCAUGGACAAGGUCGCACAAUCGUAUUUUGUACAUCAGUUGCAGCUUUGCGACACAUAUCAUCACUCCUGCGCAUUCUUGGCAUCAAUGUCUGGACACUUCAUGCUCAGAUGCAGCAGCGAGCUCGCUUGAAGGCAAUUGAUCGUUUUCGUGGAAAUGAACAUGGUUUACUUGUGGCCACUGAUGUUGCAGCAAGAGGCCUGGAUAUUCCUGGUGUUCGAACUGUUGUUCACUACCAGCUCCCACAUUCCGCAGAAGUUUAUGUUCACAGAAGUGGUAGAACUGCUAGAGCUUCUGCUGAUGGGUGCAGCAUUGCACUAAUUGCGCCAAAUGAGAGCUCCAAAUUUGCUUCAUUGUGCAAAUCAUUUUCCAAGGAAAGUUUUCAGCGAUUUCCCAUGGACAGUGCAUACUUGCCUGAGGUCAUGAAACGGUUAUCUCUUGCACGUCAAAUAGACAAGAUUAUGCGAAAAGAUUCCCAGGAGAAAUCAAAGAAAAAUUGGUUCGAAAGAAAUGCAGCAUUGAUUGAAUUAGUUGUGGAGUAUGAUGACAGUGAGGAGGAAAGGGUGAAAAGUCAUAAGCAAAAGAAAGCCAGCUCUGCGAGUUUAAAAAAGUUGCAGCAGGAGCUCAAGAUGUUACUUUCGCGCCCAUUACAACCGAAGUCAUUUUCACAUCGUUAUUUGACAGGGGCUGGUGUUUCACCUUUCCUGCUACAUCAAUUCGAAGAAUUGGCUAAGCAAAAAUUUGGCGAUAGCAGUGACUCGGGAGAUAAGAAAAGAAGCAAAUUGGUAGUAAUUGGUCAGGAUUGCGUGGAACCACUCCAGGCACUUCGGAGUGCUGGGCAUGAGGUACACAUUGAUGGGAAAGAGGUGGCUCAAAAGCGAAGAAACAUGGUGACUUUGAGGAGGAAAAGAAAAGAGGAGAAAACACGUUUGAGAGAUCAACGGAGAAAGCGGAAGAAACAGAUGAAUGAAGGAGAUUGAGCUGAAUGGCUAAUUGAAAUUUUGUAGCUCUGACGCUGAUAAUCUAGGUCAAACUAUGUAUCGUAAUUGUAAGUUCAGGAGUAACUUCCUGGCCUUAUAUCCUAGGACGAGUUAUCAUCUCAAAUUUGUUCUAAGAUUGUGAAUUAAGAAUAAUGGAGCUCCAAGUAAACGACGGCAAUUUCCUCAUUGUGUUUUGGUAAUGUAACGUGCUUAAUGAGCAUGCAAUGCAAGCUUUUCGAAAGGCGAAGUGCUUUUAAUGUCGCUA
Pyrus x bretschneideri (Chinese white pear) is the source of this 2797-nucleotide messenger RNA. RefSeq names its product DEAD-box ATP-dependent RNA helicase 13. Gene Ontology annotation, molecular function: ATP binding; nucleic acid binding; RNA helicase activity. NCBI's taxonomy places the organism in Eukaryota, Viridiplantae, Streptophyta, Magnoliopsida, Rosales, Rosaceae. The record is from RefSeq and is a predicted model, not a curated record. The coding region runs from base 1 to 2532 and encodes 843 amino acids. The transcript has 15 exons.